AUGUCUGCCUCAAGUCUGUUCCGUUCUCUCAGACCGGCCUCAAGCCUUACAACGCGAUCACUAUGGUCUGGGCGCCUCAAUGGCGCUGUAGGAUACGCUCGUAGCUUCCACACAACUCGACCAUGUGCUGCUCUGUACCUGAACGUGGACAACGCGACAUUUGACAAAGUGACCAGUGUGAAGGACCGCGUUGUGUUGGUCGACUUCUAUGCCGAUUGGUGUGGUCCCUGUCGCCAAUUAUCCCCUGUAAUAGAGAAGUUGACUCAAGAGCCGGCAACAUCUGGCUCCGGUCUCCCAAUUGACCUCGUCAAAGUCGACACAGACUCGACGGAAGGUCAAGCACUUGGAAGGAAAUACCGGGUCACGGCCCUUCCGACGGUGCUAGCAUUCAAGAACGGCGAAGUAGCGGAUGGGUUCCUUGGAGCACAGCCAGAGGCCAAAAUCAAGCAAUUCAUCGAGUCGCUAUAG
Coprinopsis cinerea okayama7#130 is the source of this 468-nucleotide messenger RNA. RefSeq lists its product as hypothetical. Bases 1 to 468 code for a protein of 155 amino acids. Gene Ontology annotation, molecular function: oxidoreductase activity, acting on a sulfur group of donors, disulfide as acceptor. Gene Ontology annotation, cellular component: cytoplasm. The transcript has 4 exons. NCBI's taxonomy places the organism in Eukaryota, Fungi, Basidiomycota, Agaricomycetes, Agaricales, Psathyrellaceae. The record is from RefSeq and is a predicted model, not a curated record.